AAUAUUUUAAAAACGAUUCAUCACCACCAUGAGCACUGAUAACAACUCUAAACCAAAGUCCAUGAGCAGAGCCAAAGGAUGGACGGCAGAGGUGGAAAACCUGUUUAGAUUCCAGCAGGCCGGCUACAGAGACGAAAUGGAGUACAUACAAGUCAAACAAGGGGCCCUGAUUGACAAAUGGCCAGAGACCGGCUUCGUAAAGAAGCUCCAACGUCGAGACGGCACCUUUUAUUACUACAACAGGAAAAGGGAAUGUGAGGACUCUGACAUACACAAAGUCAAAGUCUAUGCAUAUUAAGGUGUUCUGGACUCAGAGGUCCUUAAGAUAACCUCUCUGUUUUCAAUAAAAUGUUUUUUUAA
Centropristis striata (black sea bass) is the source of this 360-nucleotide messenger RNA. It is a transcript of the gene meig1, whose product is annotated as meiosis/spermiogenesis associated 1. The transcript is spliced from 3 exons. Gene Ontology annotation, cellular component: nucleus. Bases 29 to 298 code for a protein of 89 amino acids. The record is from RefSeq and is a predicted model, not a curated record. NCBI's taxonomy places the organism in Eukaryota, Metazoa, Chordata, Actinopteri, Perciformes, Serranidae.